AUGGCUGCUGACUGGCAAUCAGAGUGCCUCGUGCCUCAGAACCAGCCCUCUCUCGAUACCGUUGGGGCUCAUUCAGAUCGGGCUUUGCAGAAUACCUCUGGGAAUGUCCAGUCAUACAAUGAUGUCUUGACUCAUGAUGUCGCUGGUCGUGAUGACCAUCUCCAGCAGAUGGGUUACAAGUAUCCUCAACCUCCUAUGCAUCAUCAAGUCGCCGCCCCCAACCUGCACCACCACCAGCAAGUCGCAGCUCGGCUUCAUGCUCGCAAGCUUCGCCGGCUUCACUCGGUAGGCCCUAAUGUAGCCCCUCGACGAGGACGAAGCUACCUCAAGUCUCAAAAGUACUUGGAGUAUCGGGCACGUCCUCGACGGGACACUGGUAAGGAUGGAGAACCAGUGUGGUCUGAUGAACUGGAAGAUGCCUUCCAGCAGGCUCUCGAAGCCAACCCUCCGAUGGGUCGACGCAAGUGGUCCGAACGGGGCAAGUCAUACGGCCGGAAUGAGUUGAUUGCCGAAUACAUCUUCAAAUUGACUGGAAAGCGACGAACUCGCAAGCAGGUUUCGAGCCACCUUCAAGUACUUGACUCAUUUCUGAAAGGAGACCCGGACUGGGAGCGUCUUGUGCGUGAAGCAUCCGCUGAGCGACCAAGUGGACAUUCUCAAGCUUCAACACCCAAAUGGAGAGCUUCCAUGGACCAUGGAGUGUCCAGUCACUACGGUGCCCCACAGCAGUACCACGACCCUAUGCGCUCGAUUCAGCCAUACGCAGGAGACCUACCGCCUCCUCACUAUACUCUAGGCUCGAACAUGCAAGAAACCGGGACCAAAAACAUUCAUGGCUUCAGCUUUGACAUGUGGGUCAGCGCGCCUCAACAGGCUAACCGCGUUGACAAGGCUCUCCAUGCAUACACCCGUCUCCAAGGCGACCUGCAUCACCCUGCUCCUCCUACGCCGCUGGAGAAUGUUAAUGGUUGGCGAACAUCAUUCCCUGAAUUAUCAUCGAUCAUUGACGAAGGGUCUCUUGACUGUGACAUUAUCAUGCUGGAGGUCAACUUGCAGCUCAUGACCGACUUCCCUCCCCCAGGAUCUCGUCUUGGUAUUCAAUUAGACCUCGACUUUGCCCACCCUACCGCCGGUGACGUGUUUAUGGUAGGCCAGAUGGAAGACUGGACCUGCAGUACACGUAUAUAUGAAAGUGGGCGAGCGCAAAUGGAGACAUACCACCCACUUCCGAAACCUCAAUCAACCAAGAUCAAGCCUCUCUUCGAAUCGCAAUGGUGGGCGAAGCUCUUCACUGAGUUAACCCAGGAUAAGCGCAUUGCGGAAGACUCUGCUCAGCAAGAAAACAUUCAGUCUACUGAUGAACGUACCCGACGCUACCUGCGUUCCCUGUCAGCAGUACAGGAGAUCCGCGCUACUCCACCCAGCUCCCGGCGGCUAUCCAACGCAUUCCAGGGCCAUGGGCAGCAAGAUGAGAGUGAGCGAAUGGCCAUAUUGGUCUGGAAAUUCCGCCAAACCCGCCCUGGCGAGGUUGGCACAACUACUUGGCGCCGGCUCAUUCCGCCACCGGAUCGGACUCAAACCAAUAGCCCCCGGCCAGGUGCUGGUGUCGGUGUUGAUCUUCCCCCUCUCUCCCUGGAUUCCAUCCUUCUCAACAAACCCUCUCAAAGCGUCUACCAGACGCAGCAGCCUCAUGAUCUGAUUCACCAAGGCCAAUCCCACACACAAUGGCCCAUGUACCCAUCAUCCCACGACAAUGUGGCUAAUAUGUUUAAUGCCUCUGGUCAUCUUGACUUUAUGGCCUCUAUCACGAAAGCCGAAGAUGCUCUCGAUCAUAAGACAGCCGUCACCUCCGUGCUGGACUCCUUCGCGACCAGCCUCGCCCCGGAGACAUCCCAACCAACCAGCCUAAGCAUUCCCAGCGGGGGGAACGGGGGGCCAGUGAUGAUGAAUAUGCACGACAUCCCACUUUCCCACCCAUCUCUUGGCUACAACAUUGGUCACGACACUGGCCAUUACUUGCCCCCUCAACAGCACAGCGUUGGUCUUCAUGACAGUAACAGCCACAGUGUGCUAAAUGGCUUCUUCGGAACGGGAUCUCAAUCCUUAGAGGAUCUUGGCCAUGCCCAAGCUUCCUGGGGUGCUCACACCCCCAUUCCAGGAGAUGUCAGUGCCGGUGGAUAUCACCACAUGCCAUUUGCAGAGCACCAAGCUGUAUCGCGCGAGCCACAGCAAACACAUCAUUUCGAUGGUAUCUCUGAAGACUUGAUGGACAAGCUCGUUGGCCGCAUGUCAAACGGUCCUAGUAUGCACGGGGCAGGCCCCGAACAUACAACUUCCUACGCAGAUGAUGGGACUGUGGAUGCAGUGUAA
Messenger RNA from Penicillium odoratum, 2370 nucleotides. RefSeq names its product transcription factor AbaA (gene abaA). Gene Ontology annotation, cellular component: transcription regulator complex. Gene Ontology annotation, molecular function: DNA-binding transcription factor activity, RNA polymerase II-specific; RNA polymerase II cis-regulatory region sequence-specific DNA binding. The coding region runs from base 1 to 2370 and encodes 789 amino acids. The record is from RefSeq and is a predicted model, not a curated record. The transcript is spliced from 3 exons. Gene Ontology annotation, biological process: regulation of transcription by RNA polymerase II. NCBI's taxonomy places the organism in Eukaryota, Fungi, Ascomycota, Eurotiomycetes, Eurotiales, Aspergillaceae.